UUUUUCGGCAAGCUGUCAUUCACUCAAACCGUUCAAGCAUGGAAUCCCAUAAUUUCAAGAACCUCGACUGGAGAAGAGCAUCGACUUCUCAAUAUACGGAAUCCGAAGUCGAUUCUAACAACGAAGACUGGGACGACUGGGAAGGCGAGGAAGAACAAGAAGAAAUGAAAUGUUUGUUCUGUCCUUCGUCGUUUGGAAGUGCAUCCGAUGUCUUCCGUCAUUGCCAAGACGUACACAAGUUUGAUUUUGUCAAGACCAGACACCAACAUGCAUUGGAUUUCUAUCAAUGCAUUCGAUUGAUAAACUACAUUCGCAAGGAGGUCAUGAACAAUCAGGAACUUGGCAACAGCCUUCCAUUGACAAUUACUGGAUCUGAGAAUUUUUUGAUGGAAGACCAGUACCUCACCCCCGUCCUUGAAUCGGACGCUCUUCUUCAUGCUUUUGAGGAUCUUGAUUUGGAUGACGACAACGAAGACGAAUUUGAUACUCCAGCAGCAAAGGAGGAUAUCAAAGUUACCACAGAAUUAGAACGUGAUCUCCUUCAGCGACUUCGACAAGCCGAAUCUCACGUCGAGGCCCUUCACAAUCAAUUCGCAGAAUACCAAAACAUGGUUCGGAAAACGUUUUUGGAUGACGAAAUCACCAAGCAGAUUAUGGAGGAAGAUGGCCUUGCUGUUCGAAGUAGUCCAGCAUUAGCUGAUCACAAAGAUGAUGGCAACUAUUACUUUAACUCAUAUGCACAAAAUGAUAUCCAUGAACAAAUGUUGAAGGACCGAGUGCGAACUGAAGGAUAUAGAGAUUUCAUCUACGAAAAUAAGGAUGUCUUCAAAGACAAGGUUGUUCUUGACAUCGGCUGCGGAACAGGCAUUUUAUCCAUGUUUGCAGCUCGCGCAGGCGCGAAAACAGUUAUCUCUGUCGACAACUCGGCCAUCAUAGAAAAGGCAAAGGCAAACGUGAAGGAAAAUGGAUUGGAUGGUAUCAUCACCUUACUACAAGGAAGAAUUGAAGAAAUUACUUUGCCUGUUCCGCAAGUUGACAUUAUCAUCUCAGAAUGGAUGGGCUAUUUCUUGCUUUUCGAGGCUAUGUUAGAUUCAGUACUUGUAGCUCGUGAUCGGUGGUUGGCACCAGGCGGAAUUCUUGCUCCAAGCCAAACAAGAAUAUUAAUAGCAGGAUUAGACGACGAGAACGUCAAAAACGACCGACAUUGUUUCUGGGAUGAUGUAUAUGGAUUCAAAAUGUCCGCCAUGAAAGAAAGUAUUGUCAAUGAAGCUAUCGUCGACUUUGUCUCAAAGGAAGCCAUCAUCACUGACGCUGUAUGCGUCAAAGACUUGCCUCUCCAAACCAUCAGCAUACCACAGCUUGAUUUUGUAUCACAAUUCAAAUUGACAGCUAGCAAAGAAGGCACCAUUUAUGCACUUGUUGGCUGGUUUGACACUUGGUUCACCCGUGAUGGACAUGACGUCCCACUCGAUCAAGAGGGCGGUAAGCCAGGUGUCGACACGUUCUUCACGACUGGCCCACAUGGUGAAGACACACAUUGGAAGCAGACUAUCUUUGUCCUGGAUAAUCCCAUUGCCGUUGUACAAGGUACUAUCAUCGAAGGUAUCUUCACCUGCCAUAAAGGCAUUGACAACCCACGCGAGCUUGACUGUGAAGUCCAGUACAGCGUGGACGGAUCACCUGAUCUAUUAGUCCAAAGCUUCCAUUUACAAUAGAGCUGGCACAAUGUGUCCCCUUGAAAGCAAUAAUAGCACGCAUAUCCGGAUAAAUGGCACUUCCAGUUACACUUUUUGCCAUAAACAGACGUUUUACAAAGAGUAACCUACUCGUGAAACCAAGAUAAUGGUAGAGCUUUCAAACAAUAAAAGCAGUUAAUUGCUAUGAAACAUGUGUAUACACACGCGAUGGACGUUAUCACAGCU
Messenger RNA from Umbelopsis ramanniana AG, 1922 nucleotides. RefSeq lists its product as uncharacterized. NCBI's taxonomy places the organism in Eukaryota, Fungi, Mucoromycota, Umbelopsidomycetes, Umbelopsidales, Umbelopsidaceae. Gene Ontology annotation, biological process: peptidyl-arginine methylation. Bases 39 to 1715 code for a protein of 558 amino acids. The record is from RefSeq and is a predicted model, not a curated record. The transcript is spliced from 11 exons. Gene Ontology annotation, molecular function: protein-arginine N-methyltransferase activity. Gene Ontology annotation, cellular component: nucleus.